CUGCUUUGUUUUCACUGUUCAUGGUUUGGUUGUUUCCAUUUUUGCUUCGUGAGAAUGGAUCACGUUUUGAAAAUUAGUAUAUGUUUUUCAAAUCUGCACUUAAAAUGGAAACUUUUCAUAAAAAGAAGGUUAGGGUUUAAUGUUUAUUGGAAGGAAGGGGGUUGGUUACCUUUCUUGGGAAAGAAGUAUUCACCAUAGUCAUUCAAGCAAAGCUCACAUGGCUCCCUCUCUAUGAAAAUAUGACUAGUGACCAAAAUUGUUGUGGACUUGAUAAGGGAUCGAACAGUUUCUAUUUUUUUUGGCAAUCCUUCAUAAGCAUCGGCUCAAACUUUUCUUCAAGAAAUAGGAAAAAAAAAAACAAGUUUGACUGGACCAAGAUUUUGAUUUGUGGAUUAUGAGGAAGAUCAGGUGAACCUUGUGAUAUAUGUGGUGAUGUUGGUUUUGAAGAGGACAUUGCUACUUGCUUUAAGUGCAAAAUAGCUCGGGAACAUGGCUACUGCAUGCAAAAAGUGCUUUUGACAAUUCCAGAAAUUUGGUUUUGUGAGGAAUGUCAAUCGAGCAUUGGCAUAGCUUCACCAAAAUCUGUUACAGCAGAACAUGUUCCUAUGUCUUUGACAUCGAAUGCCUCUGGGACUGAGAGUAUCAGUUGGUUUGUUAAAAAUUCAAGGGGAGCAUGUAAUCUUGCUUCAACAUCAAAGGCCUUUGAGACUGUGAAUCCCAGCAGGUUUCUUAAGAAUCAAGGGAUUGCAGGUUAUGGUGGUAUGAAAAUGGCUGUUGAAACUGGAAAAGUGAAGUUCAUUUCCACUGAGGAAGCGAUUAAGAUACCAUCUGUCACUCACAAAUUGAAAAAUUCACUGAGGAAUGCAGAUUCAAUUCCUGGCCAGUCAGCUACUAUUGCAACCAUGCCUAAGAGUGGCCCAACUGGGUUUAAAGAUGCUCACUCCGUAAAGAAAGUGAAAGCAGAUCAUGAUCUUAGAGACAUAGGGCAUUCUAGAUCACAUGGAUAUUACAAUGCAGGGUUCAGUUCAUGUACUCAGCAAAAUUCAUUUCAAAUGUCAGGACAAUUUCAAGGUAAGAAAACAUCUCCGUGUAAGAAUGAGCAGCAGAAUGCCCUCAUUCCUGUUGAAAGGAUUGGAAACUCAAAUUUACCGGUAGAGAACGGUGCUGAGUCUACAGACUCACAGUCAGUUGAUGUUCUACCUAUUGUUUGCUCAGUUAAACCUGUGAGCAUGGCUAUUUUGGAGAGCAAUCUGUUGAAUAUCGGGCCCAACCUUGUGAAAUCCUUUCCAAAUUACCCUACUCCUGAUCCUACAUGGUGUGGUAGCUUUGAGAUUCUCAAUUCAGUUUCUCAUAGUGAAUUUUUUGAUGGAUUUCGGGCUCAUCCUCCUGGUAAAGUCCAUCAUAAGGCUUUAGAAUUUUCAAAGCAAAUGCCUGGAGUGCUAUUAUGUACGCUGCUACCUGGUUCUGAUGUUUGGAUGGAUGUUUUUCAUGAUGAAUGUCCAAAUAUGGAGGAUGUUGCUCUGUAUUUUUUCCCUGGUAAUUUCGAGAGGUCUAAGCAGCAGUAUAUUCACCUAUUGGGUCGCAUGGAGGCUCAAGAUCUGGUACUAAGGAGCUGCAUUGAUGGCGUAGAACUGCUGAUUUUCUCAUCUACAAGGUUGCAUGCAGAAUUAUGUGAUUCAAAACAAAAUUUCUUAUGGGGAGUAUGCCGCCGUUCAAGAAGUAUGACAUUUCCUCUGCUUCCUUUCAAUGAUAUGAAAUCUCUAGAAUGCACACAAAAUUUUGAUGUCAAGAUCAACGUUGAGAAGUAUUUACCAAAGGUCAAAACAGAGCAGUUUGAUGGCCUUGACGAUUCUCCUAUGUUUUCUAAAAAAGCUGCUGGUGGUGGUGCUGCUCUGCAGUAGUUGAGAAACUGGUCAACAAGUUUAAUGAAGGGAAUGUUGCAGGUUUUCGUUUGACAGAACUGAUGCAGAAAUAUGAGUGAAUGUCUGCUUGGGAAUUUUGCAUGCAGGACUUCAAUUGAAGCAAUUAGGAUACUUGCAGCCGAUUCUAAUUAUGACAAAAAGAAGUGUAAAUAGAUUUUUUGGACAAUUUGGAAGAACUUUGGUUGGUACUUCUAUUUAUUUUUUUAAUAA
Durio zibethinus is the source of this 2132-nucleotide messenger RNA. The record is from RefSeq and is a predicted model, not a curated record. NCBI's taxonomy places the organism in Eukaryota, Viridiplantae, Streptophyta, Magnoliopsida, Malvales, Malvaceae.